AUGGCCUCCAUCACAUGCCAUCGUCAUCUUUCUCCCGGCCCAGGUGGCUAUGACCACUAUGUUAACCAUAAUAAUGGUACCCCUCCGCUUCAUUUAGCUGCAUCGACCCUUGCAGCUACUAGUUCUACUCCACUCUACUCCAAUCCGGACCAACACUCGUAUCCUACACCCACAUCCCUGGCAGUGGCAGUGCCAGUGCCGUCUCUCGAUAUCCCGUCGGAUACUAGUACUUCCUCUGGCGCUGUAUCUGAUCAACCUCACCCUUGCCACUCCUUCGACCUUGCUGGUGGCGUAUAUAUACUUUCUGAAUCUGAAACCACAACGCCGGGCAGACAAAAUACUUCCAAACCUGCAAACGGCGGCAUGGUCGAGUCUCCCUCAUCACCUCCACCCUCAUCCUCGCCCGAUAAGCUGCGAACGCCGAAACGGAAACGAACUGUCUCUCCAACUGCUUCGUCCACAAAAUCUCCCGGCGAGAUCCGUUCAACUUCACGCAGUACACGGCGCUCUGGAGGGGGAAGUAUAAAUGGCCAUACCCAUAGUCGCCAAAGCUCGCUUCACUCCCAUCGCCGGACAAAUACCGUCACUUCACUCACACCAUCUGUCCCGGACUCACCAAUUAGGCGGGAGAACCUCCUAGCCCUGCACCGCGAAUCCUGUCGCCUCUUCCAGGACAACGGCCUUGCCACUGCCACCGUCACCCGCCAGUCGUCUAUCUCUUCCUCACCACCACUCUCUCCCCGUCCAGCAAGAACAUACUCCAAUCUUAGCUCUCCACCCGUUACACCAAUACUCGAAAGCCACCCUUCACCGGCCCUCCGCCCCUCGUACUCCAGCUCGCAUUCGAAAGACGUCGCUAUCGAGCGCGUCGAAGUCAACCUUUCCACCACCGAAACAAAACCCACUGUAAUCGAAUGGACGUCCCCCUCCACCCGCCGCCGCGAGUACGAAAAGAUCGACCGCGCCAGCAGCGGCGUUCGUGGACUCUGGCGAAGAGUCGCACCCCGGUGGUGCCAGUUCGGCGAUAAGCGAGUGCCAUUCUUCGAAGAGGGCAAAGACGGCAAGGCAAAUUAUGAAGGGAGCGUCCGCAGGUUCCGGAUGGAUCUCCCCGAUGAGCCUGCUGAGUGCCGGAGGCGUGGGACUGGACUGAAGAUAAAGCCGAGGCUCGUUGUGCAGAUCCAGAGCAAGAGCAAAAGCAGGAGCAGGAGCAAAACGAACUCCAGCUGGUUAUGA
Messenger RNA from Aspergillus mulundensis, 1233 nucleotides. RefSeq lists its product as uncharacterized. Bases 1 to 1233 code for a protein of 410 amino acids. The record is from RefSeq and is a predicted model, not a curated record. The transcript has a single exon. NCBI's taxonomy places the organism in Eukaryota, Fungi, Ascomycota, Eurotiomycetes, Eurotiales, Aspergillaceae.